GAAUCUCAACCAAAACGUAUUAAUAUAUAUAAGCAUCAGAUAACAGAAGAAGAAUUGGCAAUACUAACAUCAUUAGUGAAUACUACUCCAACAGAAAAACAGCUGAACUUAGCUUUGGCAGUUUUAUUAAAAAUUUCAGAACAUUGA
Funneliformis geosporum is the source of this 147-nucleotide messenger RNA. The record is from the annotation of a GenBank genome assembly. NCBI's taxonomy places the organism in Eukaryota, Fungi, Glomeromycota, Glomeromycetes, Glomerales, Glomeraceae.